UUCAUGAGAAAAAACAAAACAAAAGAGAUGAGCACGAAAGUUUCCUCUUGAAAACAGAUCAGCUUCCUCCAGUCUCUGCUGACGCAGAUUGGGUGAGGUGGGGAGAGGGGCAGGAAUGGGCAAGGGCCUCCAAUAGUCCUACCCUGGGCAGCUGAGAUGCAGAGCGCGAUGCCAGAUUCACCAGGGGCUCACCUUAGAAGCCACCAUGCUCUUCCCAGGGCCGGGGUCUUGCCAGUCAUGGACAACAACUUCACCUCCUGGCUGAGCCACUCCUCCUGGGAGCGGCGGAGGGCAUGGGCCAAGCCAAGUGUGGCUGUAGAAGAAGAGGGGUCCCAUGCUGAAGAGGAAGCAUCCUGCACACCCGAAAAAGCUCUUGAACCCUCAUUCUUGGAGGAUGGUUUCUUGCAAGGGAGCUCAUCCAAUAAGAUUGAGAGCUGGCUGCAGGAAUGCAGCUCUUCACUGGACCCCUUCUCAGAGAGCAUCUCUGCUCUGGGUGCCUAUGCUGGAUCCUGCAGCAACAGAACCAGCUUUGAAGAUGACCUUAGCCUGGGAGCAGAAGCAAUGGUGCUACUGGACAGAGACAGAGCUGAGCCUAGCAGGUCCCAAAAACAUACAUUCUGGCCUUCCCAACAUCUCAAUCUGGAUCACAGCAUGACUUCCAGUGCCUUCUCAGGCAGCACUAACAAAACCAGCUCAAGCAUCUCUGAGGUGCUGGAUCUCUAUGAAGCUGAUGCUGAGACCAUCUUGUGCAACCUGGGCUUCAUACAAGAGGAGACACAGGCUGCAUCUUGGAUCCCAUCUCGGUUCUUCUCAGUUCCCUCCCAAGCUGAGGGCAUUGAUUUCCAGCUCUUCCUCAGAGCCCAGGUGCAACGGUUAGAGAUGGAGGAUCCUUGCUUGAUGUUAGCAAGUCGGUUCAAGCAAGUCCAGACUCUGGCUGUAACGGCUGAUGCUUUCUUCUGCCUCUACUCUUAUGUGUCUAAGACUCCCAUCCAAAAGAUUUCCCCUGCCCACUUGUUCUGGGCUUUCCCAGACAUCCCAGAUUCUUGGAAUGUUCCUUCCCAGCCUGAGUCUCUGCCUCCUCUCAAGCGUUUGCAAAAAGCCGUUUCCACGAUGUGCUUGUACACUUCCACCCGAGGAGGGCCUCAAGGAGCUUCUGCUGUACCAUCUUCUAUGAGUCGUCUGGAACAGGUAGUGUGGGAAGUGAUGGAAAAAGCCCGCAGAGACAAGUUCCACUUUGAUGUGGAAGGCGUGAAGGAUGAGACUCACACAGCGCUCCCUGAAGUCCCCUUUCAUCAUGGCAGAAUGGGAAGUGACUCUUCAGAGUCCACCAUAGUGGAGCUAUCUCCUGUGAUUUCUUCCCACUUCUGCCCUCAAGCUACAUCUCAUUCAAAGUUGGAAUCGUGGCUUUCUCACUGCAUGGGUGGAGAAAGCAUGGAGGGGCCAGACCACCUUGGCCAUCAAGAACUGUACUGUUAUGGACACCAUUCUCUAGAAGUGGUUUCAUCUCCAGAGGAAAGCAGUGAAGAAUCCCUUGGGGAGUGGUCAGCAGAAAGGGACUCACCCACCAGAGGGGAGAACGGUAUGGACAUCUUGACAGAGUUGAGGUAGCACAGUGGCUAAGAGUGUGAGCUGUAAGCCAGAAAGCUGGCAGAUCAAAUGCUUGUGAACUGCUACAUGUUAUCUGCUUCAGAGCCACCCAUGUUAUCUGUGGGUGCUAAAUUGUAGUGACUUGCCUUUAAAGUCACUAAAGCAGGGUUGGCUAACCCAUGGCCUGUAUCUAGCAUAACAGAAGAUAUUUGUGGCCCCAAGACCCUACUCCAUUUUGGCAUUUUAAAAAAAUUAAAAGGCAAAUAACUUUAUAUAAUAGGCAAACUUUGAUUAAAAGGCAAAUAACUAGAGCAGAACCAAUGAAGCUGGCAAGGAGGAAACAUGGAGUGUAGCGGAUGGUUUGUGGCCUUAAAACAAUGACGAAGUACCUGUGGGAAAUUGCUCAGUGUUCCCCAUAAAGCAUUGCUCACACUGGGAAGCGCGCAAAUUGGUGUAGGGGUCCCGGAGCACACUGGCUUUUAGCCAGGACUUCCUGUCUUGGCUCAAUGGCUUUUGAGGCUUGCUCAAGACAGUGUGUUUCCUCCAACAAUUUCUUUUGUCAUCUAGCUCAAAUAUUGAUCCAAGAGAUUGUCUAAUUAAACACU
Molecule: messenger RNA, 2192 nt
Organism: Podarcis muralis (Common wall lizard)
Lineage: Eukaryota; Metazoa; Chordata; Lepidosauria; Squamata; Lacertidae
Gene: TESPA1
Product: thymocyte expressed, positive selection associated 1
Molecular function (GO): signaling receptor binding
Source: RefSeq, a predicted model, not a curated record